This is a messenger RNA of Acanthoscelides obtectus, 303 nucleotides long. The record is from the annotation of a GenBank genome assembly. NCBI's taxonomy places the organism in Eukaryota, Metazoa, Arthropoda, Insecta, Coleoptera, Chrysomelidae.
AUGACGUGUACGGCGCCGUCGGUCUCCGUCAACUUGACGCCAGCCGCGAACUCCAGCAUCCCCCAGGAUCGAAGUCCCGAUCGACGGCGCCAACUCCCGGCAAACGCGCGCGGAGUUCGGUCGAGUUUAGUCGCCAACGGCGCGCGAAUCGGCCGUUGUGGUUGGAGCAAGAUGACGAGAAAUGAACAUCUCAACCUACUUGUCUUCAUCACGUUAUUUGCAGGUAUGACAUUGUAAGUAGAGUCCCCCUGCCACUGACAUGCGGUUCUGCCAGGUUCACGGAUUCGGUUUCCUUUUCAACAG